Messenger RNA from Aspergillus wentii DTO 134E9, 4754 nucleotides. Its product is annotated as Mtc5p. Gene Ontology annotation, molecular function: protein binding. Bases 372 to 4754 code for a protein of 1460 amino acids. The transcript is spliced from 2 exons. The record is from RefSeq and is a predicted model, not a curated record. NCBI's taxonomy places the organism in Eukaryota, Fungi, Ascomycota, Eurotiomycetes, Eurotiales, Aspergillaceae.
CCACAGCUGAGCUGCGGAGAUAUUCAUACUCCAUAACUGCACAGACGGUGUUCCUUCAGCUGAAUUUGCAUUUCUUUGGUUGUUCUUGAAAGCCUUUCGAGAGACGUCUACCUUACGUUCAUGAGAUACCCUUCUGCACAUCAUUUGGUCGAUUUAUUACACCCACGCGCAAUGCGUGCGAACAGCUACUCCGGAUUCCUCCAUCCAACAUAGUCGAUAUCGAGAAUAUGCGAAUUCACCGAAAUGGGAGCACCGUACCGAACUGCAUAUAAUUCCUCUCCAACACGGUGCAUGAACUCUUGAGACUCGGUUGCCCUCGACGGAAGCUAGUGCGCGAGAAACCGUGUCAGAAUUGGGCAUCAUUCGAAAAUAUGACGAACGUACCGGAGCCUAGGCCUCUUGCUUCGGCCUUCGAAAGCCCGACUUUCGGGGAAGACAGCUCAUUCCACGUGGAGCAACCAGUUGGUUCGAUGUCAAUAUCACCCUGCGGAAGAGAUGUUGUUCUAGCUUCGAAGGAGGGUCUUCAUGUUAUCGAUCUGGAUUCACCAUACUCCCCGCCUCGAUAUCUUCCACACCACACGCCAUGGGAAGUAGCAGAUGUUCAAUGGUCGCCGUUCGCCGCUCGCGACUACUGGGUUGUGAGUACGUCAAACCAGAAAGCAUUGGUAUGGAAUUUGGCAAUGCAGAGCUACCAAAACCCGAUUGAACAUGUAUUGCAUGCGCACACCAGGGCCAUAACGGAUAUUAACUUCCAUGCCCACAACCCGGACGUUCUAGCAACUUGCGCAGUUGACAGUUUUGUUCAUUGCUGGGAUCUACGAGCUCCUUCCCGGCCCGCCAUUUCAUUUUCCGACUGGUUUGCUGGUGCUACUCAAGUUAAGUGGAAUCGACAAGAUCCCCAUGUCGUCGCAAGUUCCCAUGAUAGGUUUCUUCGAAUUUGGGAUGACAGAAUGGGCGCGUAUCCGAUCAGAUCUAUUGAGGCUCAUGACACCAAAAUUUAUGGUGUUGACUGGAAUAGAGUCCGUCCGGGUGCUCUCGUCACCUGCUCACUGGAUAAAACAAUCAAGUUUUGGGAUUACACCGUUGAAGGCGAUGUACCCGAGAAGAUGAUAAAAACUCCAUUCCCAGUAUGGCGCGCCAGAAACACUCCCUGUGGGUGGGGUGUACUAGCAAUGCCUCAGAGAGGCAAUAGCGAUCUCCAUCUAUACAGUCGAAGGGUGGGAGAUGCCGCCUAUGCCAAAGCGGGCCCACAGGGUGAUGAGAGCCUUCCUCUGGUGCAUAGUUUCCCUGGACAUAAAGGCCAAGUUAGAGAAUUUCUCUGGAGACCACGCGGUGGGGUAAAGGAUGGAAUUGACCAUCGAGAAUUUCAGCUCGUGUCCUGGGGAACAGAUAGAGAGCUUCGCCUGCACAGAGUUGAGCCCGAUAUCUUACAACGUGUUGGUUACGAGAAAGGCAAAUCAUUUAUUGCAAACUUGAAAGUGACUCGGACAGGUGCUGUUUACAAGACUUUUCGGGAUCCGAGUAGUGAGCAGGAUGAUGAUUCCACCAAAUCUUCUCUAUCGCCUGGCCUGCAAGGUCCUGCUUCUCAAUCUGCUGGCAUUGGGAUAAACAGCAUAUCUUUACCGUACGCUCGUGCCUGGACGCAAAGUGGCAACGUUGAUUCAAGGGUUGGCAUGCAGGGCAGGACAAAUGCUAGGGCUGACACGAACCCUAUUUCUUGGAUGCGUGGUGUCAAAAUAUCGGGAUGGGACAUUGAAACCCUCGGUGAUGAAAUAUCGCAUGUCGGAGAGAAGUUUACCAAGGUUGCUUUUGAGUCGGUCGACGUUAGGCAACGGAAAGCAACGAUAUCUUUGCAUGGUCCCUGGGGCUCGGACGGCGAUUCUCUUUUCUUAAAAGUCGAUAUCAAAUUUCCGAACGAUUACCCUCGUGAUUCGGUGCCAUCAUUCAAUGUUCAAAAAACAGCUUCUGUCACCGAUCAACUCGCCACAAAACUCAUUGCAGAGCUGCGAACCAUUGCUGAAACGUACCUUUCUCGCAAACGAGGCUGCCUUGAGGGUGCUGUCCGUUAUCUUCUUGGGGAAAGUAGCCUGGAGGAAAGUAUAGCGUGGAUCCUUGGUGAAACUGCUGAGACAAUAAAAUCCCCAGUCAAUGGGGAAGAGUCAAGUGAUGAGGAUGAAGUAGGGCUGUCCCAGAGCCAAGACCUUGGAAUGAGUUCUGAGUUGCUUCGACCGGUAAAUGCGAAUGUGAUGGUCCCUGUGGCGAAGGCUUGCGGUGCACUAUGGGCAAGAGAUGGCCGUCUAGUAUGCUUCUUCCCACCCAAGAAAGACAAAUCAGCAUCUUUCCUGGAGAACUUAGGAUUCAAGGAGAUGACAAGAAUGUCAAGGGCAGAUAAAGUAUUCGAAGGGUUUGGUCGUCUGCAGACAACUUCACCGGGGCCACGAAUUACAGGCACGAUCGCAAGCACAGAUGAUGGCGCUUCUGAAUAUUCCGAUGAUUCGGAUGUCGAAACUUCGAGUUCCUCCGGUUCGUCGUCUGACAUGCUAUCAGGACUACAAAACCGUUUCCCGACGCCACAAACGUGGCGUAGCGCUGGGAGUCUUGGAUUCCAUCGACCACGGUCUACAGACAAUUCUCAAAGAUCCACUGCUGGCGCAGGAACAGUUAAGUCUGAGGCUCCGCAAAAUGUGGUAUCUAUACACGAUCUCAGCGAUCUUCUCCCAGCCAAGCGUGAAUUAGCAAACAAAUAUCGGAUUUGUGGAAAAGGCACAGAUGUAUGCGCCCAUAACGCUUCUGUGGCCCUUGACGCUGGAUACUAUGAAUCAGCUCGAAUUUGGGGACUUGUUAAACUGAUGCUGCACAAUCAAAAUGCCCCUAUAUCUUUGCUGGAUCCAGGCAUUCUUGAUCAGCGUGGACUUAGGCAGAUGCAACGAAAGGAUAGUGCUGUGGAUUUAAGUUAUGAUGUUGGGAAUCACGAACAGCGCCAUAAAGGGAUCGCAAGCAGCGCUAUUCAAUGGGGAGACCAUCCAUUUGGUGGGUAUUGGCUUGUCCCUGCUCUCUUUGACCAUUUUGAACAGAUUGGCGACAUACAGAUGCUUGCAAUGCUCUCUUGUGUUCUUCAUGAAUCUACUUCCCAAGUAGGCACUCCGCAUAGAGGACACAGCCGAAACAGAUCAACAUCAAGGCUGAGAGAACAACAGCAGUCUUUUCCAUUGGACUUACAUUCUGGGAAUACAUCUACGCAAAAUAGGUCGCAAGUAGUCACACCUCUUGCAUCGACACCCAAAGAUAGCCAGAAUACGCCCAUAACCCACAGCUCUGGACGAUCUUCUGGCGAGAUCUGGCGAGCGGAUUCAACGCCUCCAUAUUCAACGGGCACAACACCCCCACGUACCAAUGCCUUGGCUGCCGAUAGGAAGGCCUUGAGUCACAAUGUUUCAAUCGCUGCCUCUCCAGACCAACAGUCACAGCCACGCAGCGGGUCUGGGAUUGGCUCUGUUCUGGCAUCCUCCCUUACGCGCUCAUUUACCUUUGGCCCGUCAUCAGCCUCGCCUCCGGCGAGCGCCCUAGAAAGGAGAAAGCCAAGUCCGGGUGGAAGUCCAAACACGAUCUCAGGUCCAGCGGCAUGGGCAGCGAGUAAUUUUACGUCAAAGCCCGUAUCAGCAGUCCCCGACUAUCUCACCACCUCGACUGCAUUUACUUCGCAAGCUCAUUCAGACACCGAGAGUGAUAGACUGCAUCAAACUUCAAAGACGCCUAGGAAACUCAAAGUAACAUUGAAGAACCAAGGUGCUUUUGACGGCGAUCGUCAUUCCCAAACUUCAAUCCUCGACCCAAAGAAAGACUGGCUGUAUAGGUCGUAUCGGGCAGCAUACGCUGGAUUGUUAUCCAUUUGGGGAUUGCCAGUGCAACAGAGUGAAGUUCUCAAAAUCGGUGGAGUUGUCGAGAGCUUUGAUGAUAUGCACAUUGGUCACUGGAACCGCAAAAGUGCACGAACGUCCUUCACCUUCCCAGCGCUUGGACGUCGCAGCUCCCAACCAGGGAAUGAUGAUCCAGAAAGCCAGGGUCUUGAGAUCCAAAGGCACUGCACUAGGUGCGGCCAGUCUCUUGAAUUUUCAAUAUUCUUGGCACCAAUUGCGGCAGACACAACUGCAGAUCACAUAAAAGAGAACUCUACGCCAGUCACAUGUCCCAACUGCAAACCUAAGCAACCACUGCCAGUCAAACUCCCCUGCAUUAUUUGUGGCGAGGUGACAGAAGGCAUGCUUAUUCCUUGUCUUAGCUGCGGCCACGUGAGUUGCUUUGAAUGUCACCGACAUUGGUUCUCGAGGACUUCAACCCCACAGUGCGAUGAAAAGACUGAUACAACCGGCAUCCACGACGAUGAACAAGAGUUUGAAUAUUGCCCUAGCGGAUGCGGCUGUAACUGCUCAGAACAUAGUAACAUAGACAUUCGGAUACCCUGGGGUCCAGAAUCCCCGGGAUACGAGAGCGAUUCUGGUAAUCAUUCCCAGACCAGAUCCCGAAACAGGCGAUCUAACCCAACACCAGGACACGGCGACCUUUCUCCCAAAGUGAGACAACAUGAAGACGACUUAGACCUUUGGCAAGCGUCUCCAUUCGCAUCUCUCGCUCGAGGCCUGGGUGGUGGCUUGAGCCGAGGCUUACGCCCAAAGGAAGACAAGCGCAAAGCAAAACCAGCGACCAGUACUUUUGUCCCCAAGAAGACUUCGAUGAGCCAAGUGGAGAACAGAUAA